AAGCAUAUUCAGGGCAUCAUGCAAACUCUUUACCCAGGAUAUAGCUGUUGUAGUUUUGGUGAUCAGUCUGCCACUGUUGUGCUCUGAGUAAAUUGUGCUUCUCAAGUGAGAGUCAGAACUAGUUUAACUAUUUAACUACAAACAGAGGAGGAUGUUUGCUCUGGGGUUUCACUAUCUAGAAGACUGAGGGUCAGGUUAGAGGAGGGUGUUUUCUGUGGGGUCUUUAUGUAGGAGAGUGUUGGUGACUGGACUGAGUAGUCAGUAACCACACCCACAGCUUUUAAAUACGAGCUAGAGAGAGGGGACUGGUAGGAGCCUGGACUGGACUGACUAGUCAGGAACCACACCCACAGCUUUUAAAUACGGGCUUGUAAAAGAACCCUCUCACACACACACCUGCAACACCAGGGUGGGUCUGGAACAGAGGAAUAGAGAUUAACUUAACAUUGGUCUGUCAUAUCCCAUCUUUCCUGUCUGUUGGAAGGUUAGAAGAUGGCUGUGAAUAAGUGUAUCAAGUACUUGCUCUUCCUCUUCAAUCUACUGUUCUGGAUCAGUGGCUGCAUUAUUCUUGGUGUCUCCAUCUACCUCAAAGUGAGCAAGAAUGGAAACGUGAUAAUGGAUGAGGCAGUGCCGUUUGUAGACCUGCUGAUAGCUGUUGGCGUCAUCAUCAUGGUACUGGGCUUCCUGGGCUGCUGUGGAGCCAUUAAGGAAAACCGAUGCAUGCUCAUUCUGUUCUUCAUCGGGCUGCUCCUCAUCUUCAUCCUCCUGUUGAUCGCCGGAAUCCUGGGAGCUGUCGGAGAGAAGAAGUCUCAGGUGUGGGUGAAGGAGAGUCUGGCGAAGCUGCUACCACUGAGUGACCAGAAGCCUGAAGUUCAAACAGACUUACAGAAACUGGAAGUGGAGGCAAAGUGCUGUGGACUGAUCAACGGACCCUCUGACUGGGGCUCCACUGUCCCCAGCUCUUGUGACUGUGUUGACCCUGCUCAGGCGUGCCAAAGUGCAAAUGGACGCCAAGUGUACUCAACGCCUUGUGUCAAGUUUGUGACUUCCUUCAUGGAGAAGAACGCAGUCAUCGCGCUGGGGAUUGCAUUUGGUAUCGCAGUCUUGAUGCUCUUUGGAAUGGCCUUCGCCAUGACCCUGUACUGCCAGAUUGGGAAGAGGGACGCCAACACUGCCUAAUGCAGCUACACGUGAUGCACUUGAUCUGGGGUUGUGGUCAAGGUGAAUUAGAAGUCAUCAAUUCAGGAAGUCAACUGAAAUUCCAAUACAAUAAAUUAUUAUUAUUUUUUUCAAUGAUUUCUCAAACUGAAAAGCAGACGUUAUUUAUUCCAAGUUUUUACAUUCGCAAUAUUAAAUACAAUUCACUUCCUCAAUUGACUGACUUCAAUUCAAAUUGACCCCAAUCAUGACUUGAUCAAAAGCUGGCUUUGACAUAUCCCAUACAACAAUGCUGCUUGCAACAUGUACUUGAUACUGAACGUCGGGGUUCAGAUCUCAUCCAAUCAGAAAGUACACUGAAACUCCAGUUCUCUUCAAUCAGGAACAUUUGGAAUUAGGUUUGCUUUGUGAAUUGACUGGA
Messenger RNA from Oncorhynchus gorbuscha (pink salmon), 1579 nucleotides. Its product is annotated as tetraspanin-8-like. The record is from RefSeq and is a predicted model, not a curated record. Gene Ontology annotation, cellular component: membrane. The transcript has 8 exons. The coding region runs from base 493 to 1179 and encodes 228 amino acids. NCBI's taxonomy places the organism in Eukaryota, Metazoa, Chordata, Actinopteri, Salmoniformes, Salmonidae.